UCCCGGCCCUUCGCCCACGUGAACUCCACCAUCCUCCACCCCUGAGACACGGACUAGGGGGACUGGCUAGAUGUCCUGCUCCAGGCCAGGGACCACUUGGGGCGCAGGAAGGAGUAUGGCAGGGAUUUCCUGAGGGCCCGGAUAUCCUCCCCAGCCCUGAAGGCCGGUGCCUCGGGGAAGGUGACUGAUUUUCACAAUGGCACCUAGCUGGUCAGCUUCACCCUGUUCUGGGAGGGCCUGGCCUCCCUGUCUGUCUUGCUCAUCCACCCCAGCGAGGGUGUGUUGACUCUCUGGAGGGCCAGGAACCAAGGCUAUGACAAGGUGACUUCCACGGGCCAUUUUGUCAGUGGUACCUCCCAGGUCUCUGAAUGUGGCCCAACCAUAAUCUCAAACACUGAGCUGUGCCCCUAUUUGAACACUCAGACUGAGAAGCUUUUAUACUGUGUGAGACCCCAGCUGCUCUGAGAGGCUCUGACCCACGUGACCACUGGGAAGAGCACUGUGUCCCAUCUGAGAAAGGAGUGUAUUAAUGUGUUUUCUAUCAGCCCUAUGGAGUUGGGAAUAUAGAAAAAACACGUGCUUCUGGAUGUGGGAGGACAUAUUUGGAUGCAGUUGAAAAAGCACAGACAUUCUCCCAUUACCAAAACGCUAUUCUCAGUGAAAGAUGAAACCUACAUCCCCAGGGAAAUUGACCAGGUAACUGGAGACUCAGACAUAGCUGUUGCCAUCACUUUUGGCCAGCACUUCACAACCUUUCCCAUGGACACUUUUAUACACAGUAUCAUCAGUGUUGAAAGGGCUAUUGAACAAGCUGUUAUUGUGGAGACCACAGUGGUCCUUAAAACUAAAAUUACUAGAGAGAGCUUUCCCACUGCAGAGUGGUUUGGUGACUUCACGGUUAUAUCCAGAAUUUUUUCUGAGGGAGAUAGUUUUGUGGAUCUCAAUGUAGGGAUUAUUGAUGUGCAGGAUGUGACUAAUUCCUAUGGCACUUAUAAUGCUCAUCCAUUGAACUACAUGACUGGAAAUCAGAUUAGCAAAUAUAAUUUCAGGCAUGUCAGAGGGGAAAAAAUGACAAAAAUACAGCACCAGCCACUAUAUGACUUCGCUUACACUACAGGAAUAGUUUUGUACAAUCUAAGUUAG
Sorex araneus (European shrew) is the source of this 1143-nucleotide messenger RNA. Its product is annotated as NXPE family member 2. The record is from RefSeq and is a predicted model, not a curated record. Lineage: Eukaryota; Metazoa; Chordata; Mammalia; Eulipotyphla; Soricidae.